AUGGAUUAUAAUGAAGAUGACUUUCCUAUAAAAGAAAUAAUACAGAUGGAUGCUCGGGAGACAUCUUGCGUAGGAGAAGAUGAAGAUGAACAAAUAACUUGUGCUGAGUAUCUUCGACAAUAUGAUAUUGCUCAGCUUGCUCAAAUGAUGGCACAUAGUGCUGAAGAAUUUGUGCGUCAUGUCUGGCUCAGAGGUUGGCAAGUAGUUAAUCAUCGUAGUCUUCCUGCAUGGUUACGAGACAAUGAUUUCAUUCUUCAUUAUCAUCGUCCUCAGCUGAAUACAUUUUGGGCUUGUUUCAAGUCUAUUUUCAGAGUUCAUACAGAAACUGGAAAUAUCUGGACUCAUUUAUUAGGAUGUGGCAGUUUUUUCGCAAUUGCAAUCUUCAGCUUAGUUCAAUCAGAGGUUUUUAUACAGUGGCAAGAAAAACUUGUAUUUUCUGCAUUCUUUUUUGGUGCAGUUGUCUGCCUUGGAUUUUCAUGUUUAUUCCACACUCUGUCUUGUCAUUCAAAAACUAUUGGAAGACUUUUCAACAGAUUGGACUAUACUGGUAUAGCGUUUCUAAAUAUAGGCUCGUUUAUACCUUACUUAUAUUAUUCCUUUUACUGCAUGCUAUGGGCUAGAUUGUUUUAUAUGGUUCUGGUUGUCGUUCUCGGCACAGCAUCAAUUAUCGUGUCAAUGCAUCCAUCUUUCACUACACCACGUUAUCGUCCACUUCGAGCUGGUGUUUUCAUGGGAUUGGGCCUUUCAGCUCUUAUUCCAUGCAUACAUACUAUAAUAUUAGAUGGAUUCCUUAAUUCCAUUUUUCAAGGCUCCUUAGGUUGGCUUGUUCUUAUGGCAAUUUUGUAUUUAAGUGGAGCAACGAUUUACGCUGUUCGUGUACCUGAAAGAAUAUUUCCUGGACGUUUUGAUAUUUGGUUUCAAAGUCAUCAAAUAUUUCAUGUUUUUGUUGUGGCUGCUGCCUUAGUUCAUUAUCAUGGUUUAGUUAAACUGGCUGAUUAUCGUUUAACUGUCGGUGAUUGUAAACCUGUUGGAUUAAGCUUCUACACCGAUGAAUUUAAACUUCUUGGAUUGAAUAUAUUCUCAGAAACUGUUUAA
This is a messenger RNA of Trichobilharzia regenti, 1095 nucleotides long. NCBI's taxonomy places the organism in Eukaryota, Metazoa, Platyhelminthes, Trematoda, Strigeidida, Schistosomatidae. The record is from the annotation of a GenBank genome assembly.